Molecule: messenger RNA, 858 nt
Organism: Trichoderma aggressivum f. europaeum
Lineage: Eukaryota; Fungi; Ascomycota; Sordariomycetes; Hypocreales; Hypocreaceae
Exons: 1
Coding region: 1-858 (285 amino acids)
Source: RefSeq, a predicted model, not a curated record
AUGUCCACUGCUGCUGGUGCCUUGGGCACAAUUCCUUCAGCAUAUCCCGGAACACUCAUUUCCAAUAUUCUCGCUGGUGUUCCUCUAUUGGCCGGCACGGCGCCAUUCUCCUCUAACCAUCCCAGCAGCGGGAUGCUGAAUGGUAUUCUGGCAAACGCUCGACACAGCAUGCUGGAAAUGCUCGACAAGACGCUCGCUCUAGUAUCAGUCUCCGAGCAAUGGAUGAAAAACAUCCCUGGCGUGCCCACAAAAAAGGAAGAGAUCGCUCAGUGCGCAGCCUUUCAGAAACAGGCCCUAAUCUCUUGCAGAAUGGCCAUGGAGAAUUCACGUCUGGCCAACAACGCCUUCAUGGACUUCAAUGGGUGUGCCAGAGAGGAAAUAAGUCGUCUUGAGGGCGAGAUUACUUUGCUGAAAGACAGAGCCUUGAGCGUAGAAGCUCAGUACAAUCAGGAGAUUAAGCAAAAGCGCCCACCUCAAUUCGCGGUGUUUCAAACCUUGGGACUUACUAAUGGCCCGAAAAUCGACACGCUUGAAACGCAAAGGGACUCUGAAAUAGUUAAACUCAGAAAUCAGAUCAUCAAACGCACUCAGGACUUGCAAAGCGGCAACCAAUUCAUGGCAAAUUCAGGGUUGUGGGUCGAACUCUGUGAGCGGACAAGUGGUUAUCUUGGGUCUAUUUACAACAUUCUCACAGUUAUUGGAUACGACAUUGAUACCGAUGCCGUUACAUUUACGGACCUGGUGAGCAUCCAGUGGGAUCAGAUUCGCAAGGAGGCUGAGGAGGUGAAGUCAUUUCUGCAGCCUAGUAAUGGUGCUACGGACAUGAUGGGUAUGAAUGUCGAAGUCACCGACAUGUAA